AUGAAAUUCAUAUCGACUAUUGUGUUUUCACUGUUGUCGGUGACAGUCAGUGCAGUAGUCAUUGAUCGUCCGUCUGCCAGCGAAUCAGAAUCUGUAAAAGAAUGUUCAACACACAUGCAGCAACACACUGGUAUUUGCGCUUCAACUGGAACAGAGCAACAAUCAACUGAAACCAAUCAUGAUGUAGCCCAGUCAACUGUAGAUCCCGAUGAUUCAGACAGUUCUGUUGAACAGUCCGAUGAAUCAUCGUCAUACUCUCAGUCCAAACAGUCAGAUGAUGAUAUAUUUGACAACACACUAUAUGACGACAUCUGCCAUCUUCCUAAAAACUAUAUCCCAGAGAACAAACGGCCAUUCUCACACCUCAGCAAAGGCUGGAUAAAGAAACUGAGACUAGGAAGAUUAUGGAUGUGUCGCAAGUUGGCUCUUGAACCUCUCGAAGAAGAAUCAAUCAGAGUUGUAUCUGAACCUACUCCAGAAUUAAAAUCCAUCUUGAAAACCGGAUCCACUUUUAAACCCCACGGCUCAAAACACGAUCAUUCUAAAAAACAUCAGCAAAAGUCAAGUCACGAUGCUGGUUCAAGGGAAGCUAAAGUGCACUUUGUACCAACGACUAAAAUUGCUAGAUAUUCAAGUGAAUCUAGUGUACUGCAAGAAUAUGAUCUUCAACUUCUUCCACCAGAAUCAAGGUUUGAUAGAUUCAAACGACAGAUGCUGAGGUUCAUUGGAUAUAGAAGGCAUACUUGA
Messenger RNA from Batrachochytrium dendrobatidis JAM81, 747 nucleotides. RefSeq lists its product as uncharacterized. Bases 1 to 747 code for a protein of 248 amino acids. The transcript has 2 exons. The record is from RefSeq and is a predicted model, not a curated record. NCBI's taxonomy places the organism in Eukaryota, Fungi, Chytridiomycota, Chytridiomycetes, Rhizophydiales.